UCUGGGAAUAAAAAAUGACUUUCAUUAAAGGGAAGAGACACAUCGACAAUAUUUACAGCUAUUUGGCUUCGAAAACAUUUUAAAAAAUGUCGUUAUAAGAAUACCGGGCACCAUUCCUGUAAGGGAGUGUUCACAUGUGACACUAAAACAUUCUAGUUGGGAGAGGUGACCCGAGGACAAAGGCUGACAGGAUCUUGGGAGAACCACAGGGAGUGUUGUUAGAAACUGACAUCAAUUUCUCUAAAAAAAUGUAUCUUAAAUCAAAACUGAAAGUUUUAAUCAAGAAAAUGAAAGUAUGCAAUACAAGCUUUAUUAACUUUGAUAAUUACAGUAAAUAUCCUGUACCUUAGGGUAUAACUUAAGCUUCGUUCGUCUCCCUUGUCUGCCAAUAGUCAUUAUCAAUCAAUGGCUCCUUCUAGACUCUUUCAUAUUUAUUAAGGCUUUUAAAAGAAUUUCAUAUCAUUUCUUGAUACUAUAGAAUGUUUUUGAAUUGGAUUGUUUCCAGCGAACUCUUUAGAGUAACGGAUACAAGAAACUCUAGGCUUCUUCUUGGAAUUUAGGUAGAUGGUCAGGAAAAUACCGCACGAAAACCGAUAUUUCACAAGAAACGUGUCCAAACUAUUUGUAGGAUUUUGCCUAGUACUUUUAGCAAGUUAAACUUCCAAGUCAUAGCACAUGAGUGUUAGAUAUUACUCGAAAAAAUUGACACACAAUAGAGGGGGUUCAAAAUGGUCGUAAUUGUGAACACUCCGCUGCAGCAUCUUUUAAAUAUCUCCACUAGAGGAACAACAAGUUGCAAAGUAGAAAAACACGUCUAAGGAUAAUGGCUACAUUUUUAUGUUCUCCGUCGGAACAUUUCAGUUAAGCUAAUUUCGUGAAAUGUCAUCUGAGACUGUGUUUGUCAAAAAUCUUACGACUUCUAACUGUUUUUGAUCUGUAAAUGCAAAUAAGAAGGACGCAAAUAGAAGGAUGACGUCAAACAAGUAUGGUCACAUCGAGAGGAAGAACCAGGACACUGCUCGAUAAGCAUAGCACUUCAGUGUCUUAAAAACUACCUUCGGAUGCAAAAUACAAACAGAUACAAACAAAUACAACUAUCACGUUUCAUGCUCGAUCAGUUGCUCACAUUAAAAAACAAUUAUUCAUUUUCUUGUUAUUUCACGAAUUUCAGUAGCCUCUAAUAACGUAUAACGAUCAUACGCCUUUUUUGGCAAAUGUACAUAAACAACCAAGUGGUUUACUGGCUAUUUAAACGGGUAAUAGCCCCCCUCCCCAAAGAGUACAAGGCUAAACAAGAACAUGUAAAAGCAAGCGUGGCAAACAAGGCUAACCAAGAACAUGUAGGUACGUAAACUUGUCACUUUUGCACCUGCUUUUUGGCACCCAGCAUAGUAUUUAGAAUUAGCAUAAGUCAUCGAUGAUAGACUUUCAUGAGACGACACCUGCAUGGUGAUUAGCGGCGAAAGCAUAACAGGUUGACAGAACGAUAUUCAACCACGAAGUGAUCUGAGAGUUUUGUAGGAUAUACUGAAGAAGUUAAGUUAAAAAGAAUACUAUGAAUUCAACGACAGAUCACAGCAUGACUUCCCACUGGUCUAGCUUAUGCGGAGGACAAGAGCAAGUUCAAGGAAGACACAGCGUAAUCUCAUCUUACGCAGCGAUUUUAGUUUUGACUUUAACUGGCAUAACUGCAACGAUUAUUAACAGCUUUCUGCUUUACAUCAUGGCAACAAACAGCCAUUUCCGCACACCUUCUGGAAUACUUGUGUCGUUCAUGGCCUUUACUGACCUUCUUACUGGCUGUGUGUCUAUACCUACAUACGUUGCAAAUCAAGUUGCUGUCGUUCGAAGCAUCACUCCUUCUUGCCCACUAUAUAUAUUGUACAAAACAAGCACUGUCAUACUGCUUACUAUCACAAUCCUUUUGCUCGCAGCGCUGAGCUUUGAUCGGUACUUGCUUGCUGGUAAGGGGACAAAAAAACCCAACUGGAAACUGAAAAGGAUAUACAAGGUUAUAUUUCUUACGAUUUGGAUCAUAACCCUAGCAGCUGUCAUCCCGGCUUUUUUGGACAGUUCCUACAGGAAGGCAGCUCAGGCACUGGGAUUGCUCAUUGGAAUUUUCGCCACGGCCUGCAUUACUUUCUCACACAUAAAUGUGUUUUUAUCAUUGCGUGCAAGGCGCAGAAUAUUGCCAGGACGCUCUAUUCACCCAUUGACUGACUUCAGAAUCAAAUGGCUACGCAAGUCUGUGAACACACUGAUCAUAAUAAUUGUCAUGUUUGUACUUUGCUUUACACCAAGAUCGAUUUACAUCAUCCUGAGCCUUGUAUCUGGAGAAACAGCAGCAGACAAAGCAUUGGAGGUAUGGUCUGUGGUUUCACUUUUAAUGAACAGUGCAAUUACCCCAGCAAUAUACAUACAUAGAAGUAGAAACAUUAGACUUAUUAUAAGGCGGCAUGGCAGGGUUGUCGCGCACUGAAAACAAGAAAGCAAGCAUUGUUAGGGGGGGGGGGUGAAUUACCUAAAAUAUUCUGAAUUAUCUAGAAAAUUUCUUCCACCGAACAGAUCUUACUUGAAAUUUCCUACUGCGCAACGGUUGUCACAAAACUGCCAUUCCCAAGUCGCGACAGCCCUGGUUGAUGCUAUAGUAGUACCCUUGAAAGAAGCAAACCCCAAGGUCUUAUCUCAGGAGGAGGAUUUGGUAUAACAGUCCUUGUCUUACCGUCAUGUAAAUCGCUAAUCGCCCGUUACGCUGCUCCUUUUUUAAUGAGAUUAACUUUGUUGUUAACAGAUUUUUAUUUGUUGUUAACUUUAUAUUGUAGCAGCAUAUACUUCACACUUGAAUAGAAGCAGUAGUUUUCAAUUGGGACCAAGAUUCUGGAAGCAAGAACAGCUUUGUGAAUCAUUCUUUUAAUGAUGAUAUAAUGGCUAAACAACAUACUUGAGGUUAUUCUUGUACUCCUCUUCUAUUAUGAACGCGAGGAUAUCUAAUUGUUCCUUUUUGUAUUAAGGUGUUAUCCCCAGCUAAAAACCUAGCGUCCCACAGAAAAUCUUGUGGCACGCUUGGGAGGGGGUUUUUGUGACAAAGCAAAGGGAAAAAGUGAGAGAUGAGAGAUGGGAAUUGUGGAUGGGAAACUUGGUAGAAAAUGGGUUCUAAAAUGUAUCAUAGUCAAAAGAAAAAUCUCUGGUCUGGAAGCCCGUUGUUCUAACUUUUUGUUUCCCUUUAACGAUGUCACAUAUUCAAAAUGAGUGCACAACUUUCGCUCGGUAGAGUUCAAAUUUCUAAUUUGCGUGUCGUUUUAACAUUAUAUUGUCAACUUACCAUCAGGUUAUCAAGUAUGCUAUAUUAUUAACAUGCCUGGAGCUAACUGUGCGUAUGAUAAAUGUGAAUUGAAGGAAGAGAAACGUUUUUAUUCGAAACGGCGAAGGAAUAUCUUGGAUUAAAAUAUCGUGAAAUUGAUGCUAAUUUCAGAGAACGUUUGAAGAAUGGCAAAGUGUGUAUCUGCGAAAGACAUUCUGUCUCUGCUUGAGUAAAGAUUUCUCAAUUUCAUUUUUAGCCCUUAUCAAACCUCCUCUUGGUUUUAUCAGUCCUUGGGACACAGGCCGUUCUUUAAUGAAGCUCUCCAGCAACCUAAUUAAGGUUUGGUUAACGUUAUAUUCAUAUUUUGGGCUGUUUCUUGCUUUUUCAAAAAUUUGUGUUCAAUCUAGCCGGAUAAGUAUUAUAGGCAAUCGAAAUCUUUAUCGCUCAUUGGCAAUGGCUUUUCUAAGGCCACUUACUGUGGUCUCCUGAAGAAGCUGUACAAUUUGUCUCCCAAAUUUUUCAACAAAAAGAAGUUAAAAGAGCUAGCUGCACAAUUUUGAAUAAGAAUAUUUGCAAACUGCACAACCGUACCGUAAAAAAGUAGAAAAAAACUGUUCGCCAUCGCUACCGCCCGAUAAGACUGCAUGCAUGCCAUUAAUUAUUGUUUUAAAGAGUCCGUUAAAAUGAAAUUGGUGAUGAAAAAUCGCUUUUGGUAGGGCUUCAGGUAAGCCGUAGCCUGUGUGACAUUAGCAGCCAUUUUUUUGCAAAUUCAGUUUGGGAAAAUUUUACAAAUUCAUAAUAUCUGACAUAUCCAAUUGGCGAAUAGGCCAGCUGCACUGGCAACACCGAUGUCUUGCUUCUUCUUCGCUUUUCUUGAAGAAACAGCCACUUUUCUUGUUGUAGUGCUUUUUGCAAAUUGCACAACUGAGUUCUCAGAUGCUAAGCCAUCCACGUCAGGAAAAAUCUCGUCGUUUAACAGUUCGUCUAGUUUUUUUCGACAAAAAAUAUCAAAUCAAAACUAUUCGCUGGGUACACUGCCAGCUGAUGCUGUGAAUGCUGAUUGCGUGUAAAAAGCUAGAGCCUGUUGUGGCUCCAAAAGCAGUAGAUUUGCGACCACCCGGUAUAACUUUAUCACUUUACUUCGCUACUUCUCUAUUAGUAUUAUUUCAUCUUGUUAUUGAUUUUGUUCUGAUUUUCCACUUAAAAUUUUACUCAUAACUUUCUGUUAACGAUUCAAUCAAAAUCUUAGUAGCUUCUAAAUCUAGACCCUUCCAAUAGGAUACAUGGCCUCAAGAUAAAGUCUUGAUUGACUCGAUAGUUCUUUUUUAGUUUUUUCCAUGUAUCCUUCAGCCAACAAGUUUACGAUAUAUCGUCUUUAAAGGUUUCUUAUUAUUGUAUUAAUACCCAAUAUUUUUCCUUUUUAUAUUUCAGUAUCAUGCGAUUAACCUGCUGAUGUUGUGAAAGAGAUUUUGAGCUUUGAGUUUGAGUUUAAGGCUUGUCUGCGCUCUUAAACAUCAGCAAACGCCAUAUCAAAAUUGGUUUGUGCAUUUGUUUUGAUCAUGUGACCUACGAAUAGGCUGGCUUCAAGUCGACGCGCGAAACAUAAGGAUAAAACAAAGUUCUCUAGACGAUUCCAUACAAAGACAGAAACUCUAGAAGAUUCCAUACAAAUUGUCUCAUGGAAUUUCUUGUGUAUAAUGAUCGCAUUCAUACAAAUACGCUUGGCCAAAUUCAGCCAUAGUUGUUAUGAUGAAGCUGUAUGGAAAUUGCCAUGUUUUUCAAGGUAUUAAAAGGCAAAUUCUAUGUUUCAAGGUUUGGAAUAAGCUUUCAACAGAUCAAGACCCUUUUUCAAGGAAUUAUUGGUCCCCUGACAGUAAACAUUUGCAGUUACCAUGGAGAAGGGAGGGGGCUGUUACCACAGUCGGGGAGGGAGUAAGCCAAAAACCUAAUAGAUAAAAAAGACCAUCAUCAGUCCUCUUUUUAUUCGGUAUAAGUCUCCAUUUGAUUUUCUCAACUUUCAGCGCGACCAUUAGCCAAUAUUUGAGUCAUUUGAUUUGUAAUAAGUAAUUAUGUCUUAGUAUCUCUGGUCAUAGCAAACAAUCUUACCCG
Rhopilema esculentum is the source of this 5410-nucleotide messenger RNA. The record is from RefSeq and is a predicted model, not a curated record. Lineage: Eukaryota; Metazoa; Cnidaria; Scyphozoa; Rhizostomeae; Rhizostomatidae.